Molecule: messenger RNA, 706 nt
Organism: Manduca sexta (tobacco hornworm)
Lineage: Eukaryota; Metazoa; Arthropoda; Insecta; Lepidoptera; Sphingidae
Exons: 2
Coding region: 267-587 (106 amino acids)
Source: RefSeq, a predicted model, not a curated record
CUCAGGAACGACAGCUGCAAAAUUAAGUUUCCGCUUCUAUAAUAAUCUAUUUGUCAUGUAGACAUAAUAUCUUGCUAUUUUAUUGUUAUUAAAUAUUUUAGGCCUAUCUUUUGUAAAUUUUCUGUGUAGUAUCGGAUUUGGUUUUUUUUCUAGUUUUACUCUUUUUAAUAGUCUUUCAUCAUGACAACACAUUGAUAGAAAGUCAAUUUAUAUAUGUAUUUAGUUUUAUAUUUUUGUUUUCUUUAUUUAUUUAGUAGUUUUCCUUUAUGAAGGUAAAAACACACACCAUAUCUAAAGCUUUACGAGAAUACAAAUACUGCGCUCAUGCCAACUUGGUUAUCUCAGACAUGCAUGUGAGCUGUCCCGUGCCCGUAGCCCCACGUAAAGUGUCAUCGCGAGUUGCUACAUCUCAUUCUCCUCCUUUGGCUAAGUUAUUGUUGAAAGCUCAGCAGAAGUCAGAACAGUCGAAGCCGUCGUCGUGCCGCGAACCGCGGUUCCCCCCGGCUACGUCGGCGGCCGACCGGCGUCGAUGCUGCGUCGGCUGCUUCGCAAAGAUGAUCGACUCAUUUCUCAACAAUUGCUCUUGACAUUAUGUUUGUCAAGUAAAUUGACGACACAUGCGAUCCGGGACAGGUAUAGGUUGAGGGAGGACUGAGAUUGUUUGAGUAGAGAUGACGAUUGAAAGUAAACUAUUUAAAUAAUUUAA